AUGGAUUCCAGUAGGGUGGAAACAUCCCAGAAGCUUAGCGAGCUAGCUGAGCGUCUCCGUCGUUACCAACCGCUCAACCAUUACUCGCAAAACCCAGAACCCAGAAUCAAUGAUCACUCAGAAAUUCUUCAGAGAAAGGAUUCCAUCUCAGAGGGGAUGGAAAAUCCCAAUAUCAGCCAAACUAGCAAAGUCAAAUCCAACAAAGCAGCAGUCUUGAUCUGUCUAUUUGAAGGAAGUAGUGGCGAAAUUCGCGUGAUUCUUACCAAGAGAUCUUCAACUCUGUCCUCUCAUCCCGGUGAAGUUGCGUUGCCUGGUGGAAAAGUUGAAGAAGGUGAUGCUAAUGAUGUUGAAACGGCAUUGAGGGAGGCCAAUGAGGAGAUUGGAUUGGACCCUUCACUUGUAAAUGUAGUUACCGUUCUUGAAUCCUUCACAAAUAAGAGGGGCAUAUCAGUUGUUCCUGUCAUUGGCAUCCUGAAGGACAGAAAAGCAUUUGUUCCAAUGGCCAAUUCGGCUGAAGUGGAAGCAAUUUUCGAUGCUCCCCUAGAAAUGUUUCUCAAAGAUGAAAACCGUAGGCAAGUGGAGCUAGAGUGGAUGGGAGAAGAAUAUGUACUCCAUUUCUUUGAUCAUGAAGUGGAAGAUGGGACAUUCGUGAUUUGGGCUCUGACUGCCGGAAUUUUAAUCAGAGCAGCAUCAAUCAUAUACCAACGGCCACCCGCCUUUCAAGAACGGAGGCCAACUUUCUGGAGUAGAAGUGGUCUGUGA
Oldenlandia corymbosa var. corymbosa is the source of this 762-nucleotide messenger RNA. The record is from the annotation of a GenBank genome assembly. Lineage: Eukaryota; Viridiplantae; Streptophyta; Magnoliopsida; Gentianales; Rubiaceae.